UCAUUAGUAAGAACUUUUCCAAAUAAUUUCAUCACAGUGGGUUGACAUUGAAUCUGAUGAGAAUUAACAACAUACGUUUUUAAGGUGUAUUUUGACCCAAAUACAAAUAACAAAAGGAUGCUUCCCAGUCAUAGAGGAAGUUGGGUUACUUUAACUCCACACUGAGUUCGGUUUAACUGGACUCUCUCACAGGGUGUGUGUAACUCCCAUUUGGUGUUGGAAGAGCCAUCUUCAAUCGUGCAACUGGAUUAUAGCCAGAAAGUACUGCUCGUGUCUACACUACAAAGAAGCCUGCUUUUUUACACGGAAGAAAAGUCUGUCAAGCAGAUUGGAACACAACCAAGGAAAAGCACUGGGAAAUUUGGAGCUUGUUUUAUACCAGGACUUUGUAAGCAGAGUGAUCUGACCUUGUACGCAUCACGGCCUGGGCUCCGACUGUGGAAGGCAGACAUCCAUGGGACUGUUCAAGCCACGUUUAUCUUAAAAGAUGUCUUUGCUGGAGGGGUCAAGCCUUUUGAACUGUACCCACGUCUGGAAUCCUCCAACAGGGGAGGUUGCAGCUUACCUGAGAAACACCUGGGGCUUGUUUCGUGUUUCUUUCAAGAAGGCUGGGUGUUGAGUUGGAAUGAAUACAGUAUUUACCUUCUAGACACCGUCAACCAGUCCACAAUUGCUGGUUUGGAAGGAUCAGGUGAUAUCGUGUCUGUUUCCUGCACAGAAAAUGAAAUAUUUUUCUUAAAGGGAGAUAGGAACAUUAUAAGAAUUUCAAGCAGACCUGAAGGACUGGCAUCAAUAGGGCGAGAUGGUCUGGAGAUGCCAGGAUGUGCAGAGCAGGCCCCCGGGCAGCGUGUGGAGAAGCCGUCGGGGGCCCCGGUUUCUGAGACGAGGCUCAGGGGCUCUUCCGUGGCCAGUGAGCCAAGGAGCAGGAGCAGCUCGCUCAACUCCACCGACAGUGGCUCCGGGCUCCAGGCAGCUCCAGAGCUGGGGAGGGGCAGCCAGCCCGCCUCACAGAGAUUCAGCGUGAUUAGCUCAGAAGACUUUGACCAGGAGCUUGUCGUGAAGCCUCUGAAAGUGAAAAAGAAGAGGAAGAAGAAGACAGAAGGUGGAAGCAGGAACACGUGCCACAGCUCCCUUGAAUCGACUCCCUGCUAUGAAUUUCCGGGUGACAGUCCCCAGUCCUUGAGCACAGACCUGCUGUCCAUGACCUCAAGUUUGGGCAGCAUCGUGGAUCGGUCGAGCACAGAGUCUCCUGACCAGGAGAGUAACCUUAGUGGUGAGGUGAAUGGUGUCCUGCAGGAAAAUAAUGACCCCGAGGCAUUCAGUGUCCUGGAGGUGCCGGAGCCUGCCCCUGACGUACUGAAUGAAGGGAAUGGCGACAGAGCUGGACUCCCACGAUGUAACCGUGCAGACGACACAGAGCCACACAGUGCAGUGUGGACUUCACUCUUGGAGCUGAGGGAAGCUGUGGAAGGUAGUGACGUUACAGAGCUCAUAGAGGAACCUUGUCCCGCAGACGAUGAACUGAAUAGCAGACAGUCACCCUGUCGAGAACAGGACAGCUCUGCUGAGGCCCGGGAAGCGGAGGACAUGCCUGAUGUCCCCCAAAGCACUUUUUCUGAAGUCCCCUUCCUGGACUCCCUCCCGGUGCCUUCCAGCCUCAGCUGGGUCCCCCAUGCCGAGCAGCGGCUGCCGGGGACCAGAGCUGACAAAGGCUGUGCUGAGGAGCCCAGCAAGGAGCAGGGCUUCCUCACGCACAUGGGGGGUCCCGGCCACCUUGGCUCACAUCCCUGGCACACUGUCACUGACGGUGACACAGGCCUGAAGCAAAUGGUUGCGUUGGAAUGUGACACGGGGAGUGUGGGAGGACGGCUGGCACCCCCGGUCUCCGCCUUGGCAGCUCACACUCGUGAGCCUCAGCUUGAGCAGCCUUCACGGGACCAGGUGUUGACGUCCAGUGACGAGGAGGACAUCUACGCCCACGGGUUGCCUUCCUCUUCCUCGGAGACCAGUAUGACAGAGCUCGGUGGUAGUCGCUCUCUGCAGGACCUGAGCCAGCCUGGCGCAGAUGACACUGGGCUGCUAAAGUCAGAUCAGGUGUGUGGGUGUGGGGUGGGCCGGUUUCCUGAGGGUCCACCCAACCCAUGUAGUUAAGGAUGGUUAUUCUUGG
Messenger RNA from Leptonychotes weddellii (Weddell seal), 2167 nucleotides. The record is from RefSeq and is a predicted model, not a curated record. NCBI's taxonomy places the organism in Eukaryota, Metazoa, Chordata, Mammalia, Carnivora, Phocidae.